Molecule: messenger RNA, 2040 nt
Organism: Bactrocera tryoni
Lineage: Eukaryota; Metazoa; Arthropoda; Insecta; Diptera; Tephritidae
Product: protein wech-like
Exons: 4
Coding region: 193-1986 (597 amino acids)
Biological process (GO): proteasome-mediated ubiquitin-dependent protein catabolic process; protein polyubiquitination
Molecular function (GO): protein binding; zinc ion binding; ubiquitin protein ligase activity
Source: RefSeq, a predicted model, not a curated record
UUAAAAAAUAAAUGGUUUAAACUUUGCAAUCAAAUCAAUCAAAUCAAAUUAGCCGGAGUGUGUUCCAAACGUUUUAAACCAAAAUACAUAGUUAUUAUAAAAUAAUUGUUGGUUUAAAUUUGGUGCCAUCAAUACAAUUAAAAAACAAAAACAGCAAGUUUGCAACUCAUUAAAGCAUCGCGCAAUAAUAAUAUGAACAGGAAAGAAGUUAGUGAUUCCACAAUGGCGCCAAAUAUUGGGUAUAACUCCGGGUACAAGCAAAAAUGUAGAGAACACAAUGAAGUCUUACAGUAUGUUUGUGAAAAUUGCAGAAUGCUCCUUUGUGAUGUUUGUUUCCGGAAAAGCCAUACUGCACACAAUUGUUUUCAAAUUGACAAUUUCCUAAGCCAUAGGAAUGAUCUACUAUUUCGACUCAUAGAAAGUGGCAGAUUGGCGACUAACUGUUAUGAAGAUAUUGGCUAUAAAGAAGUGGAUUCUGCACGUUAUAUUGAUAACAACUGCAAUUUAUUAGCACAAAGCAUAAGGAAUACGUUCCGACCGAUUAUAGCGUCUUUACAGCAACGGGAAAGUAAUCUUUUAGAUGUUGUAAAUAAAAUGCAUAAAAAUCGAAUGGAAAAUAUGUAUGAACAAAUUUCUGCACUAAAGGCUUCAUAUUUGGGCUUAAUGAAGGUAACUAAAAAACUAAAUAAAGUGGCGAAAAAUGGACAUCAGUUAGAAAAUCUGUACAUAGUUACGCAAAUAUUAGAGGCACAGCGGCAAGUCGAUAUCUAUGCGAAAAUAUUGGAAGAAAAACAAUACAACGACGAAUUUUAUAAGUUUUAUGCACCCCAAGUUCCUAACGAAAUUUUGAGGGAUAUAGAAAACCUAGGGUCCAUCGAACUAGAUGAAAAUAAUGCAACAUUAGAAAACGCUAAUGAAAAGGUUAUAAUCCUUUCUUCAUCACAAGAAACUUCCAGCGGUGAAGUGGAAAUUAAAGUAGAAAAUGAUACAUGUAAUAAAACUACAACACAAAAAAGUGAAAACGACCGAAAUAUUGGUAUUGGACAAGCGGUACCUGGUUGUUUGAAUAAAGUCAAAGCUUUCCGUUCGGAUUUACCGUCUUUGGCAUUUGCGCCUAAAGGAAACGGUCAGGGUCAUGUUCAACGACCUUGGGGAGUUUGUGUCAAUCAAUUAGGGGACAUUUUUAUUACCGAUAGAUUUAAUCAUAAUGUACAAAUUUUUAGUGCAAAUGGCGAAUUUAUAUUUAGGUUCGGCCGAAAAGGAAAUAAUGCUGGACAGUUUAAUGCGCCUGCCGGAAUCUGUGUGGACAAAAAUGGUCGAAUUAUUAUUGCGGAUAAAAAUAAUCAUCGCAUACAAGUGUUUUCAUCAGGUGCAAAAUAUUUACUGUCGUUUGGACGUUUGGGCACAAAAUGUGGCAAAUUCAAAUUCCCAUUCGAUGUUGCUGUUAAUACAAAAUUACAAAUUGCAGUAACCGAUUCGGGAAAUCAUCGCAUUCAACAAUUCGAUUACAAUGGACAUUUCAUUCGUGAAAUACCGUUAGGUAUUUGCACAUUCACUGGUUAUGAAAUAACUGCGCGUGGCAUAUGCUAUACGCCCAAGGGUAACAUAAUUGUAACAGAUUAUGUAAAUCAUUGUUUGCAUCUUAUUAGUCCUGCGAAGGAAAAAAUUGUAAGUACUAAAGGCAGUCUCGGAUUUGGAUAUUUACAAUUUUCUCGUCCCUCUGGUGUGUGCUGUGACGAUGAUGGGACAAUAAUAGUUGCAGAUUGCCAUAACCGCCGCAUCUGUGUUUUCAGUUCGACAUUGGACAGUUUAUGGAACAUUGACAUACGUCCAUCUGUCAAUGGCUUAAACAAUACUUACUGUAAUGAAACUGAUCGCACUUGCGAUGUUGCACUGACGAAGGAUGGUCACAUCGUUUUUGUAUCGGAAAUGUUGCCUGUUCAUGAAGCUACCCAAACAACCAAAAGAUUCGUACACGUUUAUUAAAUAUAUUAAUAUGAACUUAUUCACUGACCAGCAUUAAAUGUGUGUGUAAAAUAG